Messenger RNA from Archocentrus centrarchus (flier cichlid), 5800 nucleotides. RefSeq names its product tyrosine kinase with immunoglobulin-like and EGF-like domains 1 (gene tie1). The record is from RefSeq and is a predicted model, not a curated record. Gene Ontology annotation, biological process: cell surface receptor protein tyrosine kinase signaling pathway; multicellular organism development; positive regulation of kinase activity. The transcript is spliced from 24 exons. Gene Ontology annotation, cellular component: signaling receptor complex; plasma membrane. Bases 205 to 3630 code for a protein of 1141 amino acids. Gene Ontology annotation, molecular function: transmembrane receptor protein tyrosine kinase activity; ATP binding; protein binding. NCBI's taxonomy places the organism in Eukaryota, Metazoa, Chordata, Actinopteri, Cichliformes, Cichlidae.
GUUAGACUCUCUGCUUAGAGUGACAGUAGAUUGAUCUUCUAAAACGAUUUCUUUACCGACGAGAUUUUGCAGCCGAACAGGAGAAUCGGAGGAUUCGACGAGUUAUGCGUAAAAAAGCGCACCGUCGUGACGCAGCGUCACCGCUUUGGAUGCAGAGCUCACCCUGAAAAUCACACGCCGGCAGUUGAUUUCACAGCUUUCCCAAUGAGGAUUACAAAUAGCAUGAUGAUUCUGUGGGUGUUUGCAUUGUGCUUCUUUACUUUAUCAGAUGCUGUGAUCGACCUGACCAUGAUGUCUACAGCUGAGGUCAGAAAUGCUGAUAACUUCUCCAUCUCUUGUAUCAAUGGAGAGCGCAGCCCUGCCCAGGCUGAGUUGGACAUCAAGAAGGACAACAAAAUCCUCAUGUACGCCAUUACUCCACAGUAUAUAGUGCAAAAACUUAGAAACAAGAAGGUUGUGGCGAGAAACUUUAGUUCUCUAGAACAUAUUGGUAUCUUCUACUGUGAAUCUUCUCAGGAAGUUCCACCACUUGAGACGGUCACGAUGAUCAACAACGUUAAAAGCGAUUUCCUUCCAAAUUCACUCACACUGACUGCUAAUCAAGGUGAGACUGUUCACCUCACUAUGCAUCUGCACAGCCCCCAGAAGAGAGAUGUGACCUGGAAGUACAACGGAAACUACUAUUAUAUGACGCACUGGAAUGAUGUGAUCAAUCAAACUGCUGUGCUAAUAGUGGAAAAUGCAAGAACUGAUAAUCGAGGUAUCUACAGCGCCAGCUAUGUUGGAGACAGCCCCCUCAAAGGAGCCUGGAUGAGGCUCAUUGUCAGAGGUUGCCCCAGUCAGAAGUGGGGUCCUAACUGUAUUAGAGAUUGUCAGCAGUGUCUUAAUGGUGGGGUGUGCCAUGAAGUGGAUGGAGACUGUAUCUGCCCUCCAGGAUUCAUGGGAACGCGCUGUGAGACAGCCUGCAGAGAAGGAAUGUUUGGUCAAAACUGCCAGGAGGCAUGUGGUUCCGAGUUGAACUGCAAGGGGCUUCGCUUCUGCCUACCAGACCCCUAUGGUUGCUCCUGUGCCAGCGGCUGGUUUGGGAGUCACUGUGAGAGAGCCUGCCAUAAUGACAUGUAUGGACCAGACUGCAAGUUUAGCUGCAAAUGCCAGAAUGGAGGAGUCUGCAGCCGUUUCAGUGGAUGCCAGUGUCCUAGAGGGUGGAGAGGACAGCACUGUGAGAAGUCUGACUGGGCUCCUCAGAUUAUAGACUUGGUUACUAAUUUGGAGCUGAAUCUCAACUCCAAUGCCAGGAUCCUAUGCUCAGCCACAGGCAACCCUCUCCCCAGCCACAACAGCAUCGAACUGCGAAAGCUAGACAGCACAGUACUUAAGGCUUCUCGCACUGUCAUGGACUCAAAUAGGAGCACAGCCCAGUUUGAUAUCCAUCACCUGAGUGCUCAACACGGAGGCUUGUGGGAAUGUAGGGUGUCCACCGAGGGAGGCCAGGACUCCCGCAAAUUCACCCUCACCAUUAAAGAGCCCCCGAUGCCCACUACUGCUCCCAAACUGCUCGAAAGGAGAAGUAAUCAGCUGUUGGUGAUGCCAGUGCACGCCUAUAUAGGAGAUGGCCCCAUUGUGUCAACCAGAGUCCUCUACAAGCCACAAAAGAAUGAGAAGAAAGACCUGUGGUCCUCCAUCAUAGUUUAUAGUGACAAAGAGCCUGUCACGCUGAUGAACCUGGAGCCUUCGACGAGCUACUAUGUCCGUGUCCAGCUGAGUCGUCCUGGGGAAGGAGGAGAGGGGUCCCCGGGGCCACAGGCCACUCUGGAGACUGACUGUCCUGAGCCCACAAUUCAACCUGAGAUUGACAGCAGCUCGGUGGAAGGCCGCAAUGUUACCGUGCGCUGGCGAAUACCUGCCAGCAACAGCAUUAGUGCUGGCAAAGCCACUGGCUAUUUAGUGCAGCUCUUCGGGCCGCCACCCUACAGUGAGAAACUACAGGAGGUUCACACCCUGCUCAAUGUGCUCUCCACCAAGUUCCACAACCUGGAGUAUCAACAAGACUACACGGUGGUGGUCCGCCUCAUCAACUGUGGCAGCCAGGGCCCACCCUCCAAACCCUACCAUUUCCACAUCAACAGCCAGGGCCCAUCAUCCCCACUCAACGUCAAGGCCGUGCCCCUGUCCGUGUCAGCCAUUCAGGUGAAGUGGCAACCGCCUGACGAUCCAAAUGGAGGAAUCAUUAAAUACAUCAUAGAGUACCAGCCAGUCAGCCAGGCAAGCCCUCACCCUUGGGUGGACACAGAUGAUGGCAACAAGACCAGCAAAGAGGUGACAGCGCUCAACGGCAGCACGGUCUACCAAUUCAGAGUGAGGGCUUUCUCUAAAGUGCCAGGAGAGUGGAGCAGCUAUGUUCAGGCAAAGACACAAGGGGAUGAAAAAGCUCCUCCGACUUUUACCCCGACGACCCUAGAUGUGAUCGGGCAGCCCAAUGGGGACAGUUACCAGCUGUUAAUUGCAGUGGUGGGUUCAGUGACAGUCACCUGUGUGACUAUACUGUUGGCACUGUUGGCUCUUUUCUUCAUCAGGAAGACGCUGCUGAACCGUCGCCGCACCUUUACCUACCAAUCCGGAUCGGGGGAGGAAACUAUUCUGCAGUUUAACUCAGGAACUCUGACCCUGACGCGAAGGCCAAAACCCACACCGGAGCCCCUGACCUAUCCAAUCCUUGAAUGGGAGGAUAUAAAGUUUGAAGACGUCAUUGGAGAAGGAAACUUUGGCCAGGUUAUCAAAGCCAUGAUCAAGAAGGACGGCAACAAAAUGAGUGCAGCCAUCAAGAUGCUGAAAGAGUUUGCCUCAGAGAAUGACCACAGAGACUUUGCAGGGGAGCUGGAGGUUCUGUGUAAACUAGGCCAGCAUCCCAACAUCAUCAACUUAAUAGGAGCCUGUGAGAACAGAGGUUAUCUAUACAUAGCUAUAGAAUACGCUCCCUAUGGUAAUCUCCUCGACUUUCUGAGGAAGAGUCGUGUGUUGGAGACCGACCCUGCCUUUGCCAAAGAGCAUGGCACCGCUUCCACCCUCACCUCCCAGCAGCUGCUGCAGUUUGCUGUGGAUGUGGCGAAUGGGAUGCAUUACCUCAGUGACAAACAGUUCAUCCACAGGGAUUUGGCAGCGAGGAAUGUUCUUGUUGGGGACAACCUUGUUGCUAAGAUAGCGGACUUCGGUCUGUCCCGCGGUGAGGAAGUUUAUGUUAAGAAGACAAUGGGAAGGCUGCCGGUGCGCUGGAUGGCCAUUGAAUCCCUAAACUACAGUGUUUAUACAACGAAGAGUGAUGUAUGGUCUUUUGGCGUUCUUCUCUGGGAAAUUGUAAGCUUAGGUGGCACACCGUACUGUGGGAUGACAUGUGCGGAGCUUUAUGAAAAACUGCCCCAAGGCUACAGAAUGGAGAAACCCAAAAACUGUGAUGAUGAGGUCUAUGAGCUAAUGAGGCAGUGUUGGAGAGAUCGGCCCUAUGAGAGACCCCCUUUCUCCCAAAUCUCUGUGCAGCUCAACAGGAUGCAGGAGGCCAGGAAGGCCUAUGUGAACAUGGCUCUCUUUGAGAACUUCACCUAUGCUGGAAUUGACGCCACAGCUGAGGAGGCCUGACUACCAGCCCCCCCAGACCCUAGCAUGCCACGGAGCUCCAAGAGAAAGUCACAAGGGAGGCUGCCACGUUACUGCAACCCCCCAGCCACUAGGCGUCAAGACAGGAGGACUAGGCGCUCUACUUCAACCACCCAGCUAUAGAUGGAGGACUGUGAAAGGACACUGUCUGGAAGUAUUACAGGUGUAAGGAGAAGCGGCGUAUGGCUGGGUCUUUGUUGGAGAGAUGCAUCUGCUACUGUCGUUUUGGGAACUGUGAACCCCUGUCACCAAAAAAAAGGAAAAAAAGAACACGCAGUCUCAGAAAAAGAAAUAUACAGCAUUGCACCUUUUGCUUUUCCAAAAGUUAUAAUGCUGGAAGCUUUUCUCUGAGGACUGAUAUGUGCAAUAUGGAGCUACGUGACUUGUUGAAGCACCACAGGGUCUGUGGGGUGUCAGUACAGAAAUUUUCCCUCCAUUCCUCAGAAUGGAGGAGGACAUCUUUUCAUGGAGAAAAAAUUUAAAACCAAAACAGCGUUCUCAAAUAAGACAAGUCAACUUCUCAGCGCAGCUCAAGUGUUUGAGAAUGAACUAUGAUCGAAAGACUUCCAAUGUAGCACUUAAAAGUAGCCUUACUCUGCCAUCUUUGUCUUUUACUAUUUGCCUAUCACUGCCAUAUGGAUGUAACUACGACUGUAAAUAUGUUGCCUCAUUUUUAAGAUACCAAACUCUCCUAUUAUAGGAAUAUAAUCAGAGUUAUAGACUGAUUUAAAAACCAAGGUGGGUUUCCAGGUGUCGCAUGUAAAGUUCCAACACAAGAGAAGUUAUUUGGAAACCUACAACUAAUAUGGGGAAGUAACCUUUGUAGUUUUUAUGACAUUAUAAAAUCUAACAUUGAUGAUAAUCCACUCUGUGAGAAUGUACAGUAUGUGUUCAUUAACUGGUUUCCUGAAUAAAGGGUUCUUUUUGUAGUGACUGGACUUACCGCAAGUAGUUCAAUUCCAUUUGAAGUUAUAGUGCAAUUUUAUGCACUAUAAUGUUUUUGGGUUUUUUUUCCCCAUAGAUGAUGGUGACUUCAGCAAGAGGGGAUUAUGUAUAUAUACUUGCCCUCUUUAUAGUUAGCAUGGUGGGGGAGAGGCCAGGCUACUGGGGACCAAAGUGUAGCGAGAGAACCCAGGAACACUGGCUGCCUGCACUGAGCUGAUCUGUCACUGCGUUUCCUUUACACACCAACCACAGGACAGAACUGUCAAACACUGUUUUAGUGUGCCAGCUUCCUGACUACUGCACAUGUGUAACAAGGGAACAGGAGUGGCAUUAAAUUUAUUUUUAUACCAUAUACCAAAAAUCUGACCUUUGAACUUACAGAAGCACUUAGGUCGUCUAGAGAUCUUUCAGUUAUCCAGUACAGUUUCCCUGUCAACAAAAACUGGUGAAAAAAAUAAAAUUUUUCAUUUGCUAUCCAGCUGCAGGUUUCACCUACAAAACGUAAAUCCAAGACAAAGCACAACAACAGAGUUCGUAAAGAUGUGGGACAGCCCCAACUUGCCAGCUUGCAUAUUUUAAAUCUGCAGUCCAAGGGAAGUUGUAAAUAGAGAAAUACAAGCAAAGCUAAGUAGCACCGUUGGCUUUACUGUAGUUAUUAACAGUUUAAUAAAUACUUGAUUUCAUCUUUAGGUUUUCCAUGUGCAGACAUUUUAUCAUUCUGGGUUGUAUUGCUACAUGCUACAAUUUCUUUUUAUCUCCAGUUUUUCCGGGGAGCACUGUGGUGCGAGUGCUAAUGUUAGCUUAAAAAGUGUUUGUAGCUACCAGUGACUUUGUUGAAUCAGUAAGAUUAAAAUUUGAGAUGUUUUUUAUUGACAUUCAUGUAUACUGUAUGUAAAAACUGUCAGAUGAUACAGAAAGUGCUUUACAACACUCAUCAAGAGUGGGAUUUUCCUCAGUAAGAUGCACUACAAAUUGCUGUUCAUACAAAACUACCAGGAACUGCUGGAAAUUUACUUGAGACUUAAAAUUUCUUGCAGCUUUACAAGCCUGGGAAGUAUGGCAAUUGGCUCAGCAAACCCUAGUUUUAGGAGAAGUUUUCACAUGCAAAUGGAAAUAUGGUGUGCUAUACAAAUGCAAAUACAGUAGAUGGAUAUUAGUCCAGAGGUUAAAGCAGAAUGCAAGGCUUCAUGUGCUCCCAAUUAUAGUC